ACACAGUGCCCACGAUCCACGGUUCUGUUUGAUUAACGAUGGUGACCGUGUGGAAAUACAGUUGCGUGAUCAUCUUCGCCUGUUUCCUGCACUCUUCCUGCUUGCAAGAGCCAGAUGACCCAAGCUUGUGGGGGAAGAAGGUGGACUUUUUGCUGACGCAGUGCCGCUUCUGGCAGCUGAGUCCCGCUCUGAUCAUCCCGGAGCUGGAGGAGUUCACGCUUUGCGUGGACCUGCGUAGUAAAAUCAGCACCCAAGAUUGGACGGUCUUCAUGUACAAGAGGCACGGUGACACACGGCCGGAACUGGGGCUGUCCGGGAUGGGGGGCAUACUGCAGGUGUGGCUCUUUGGCAGAGAGUGGCCCACCCACGUUACACUGCCGGAGGACAACUGGCGCUCUAUCUGCAUGCUGCGGUCAAGGCAACCGUACCAGCUGCGCCUCUACGUUAACGGCGAUGAAGUCUUCAGCGCCUACGAGUCAAACCGCGACACAACCCGCCGUCUGGCACCCAACGGCACUCUGAGCCUGGGCACGUCCCACGGCUUCACUAACGGAGACAUGGUCCCCGAGGACGGCACCAGCUUCCUGGGCUCCGUGUCCGUGUUCCGCAUGUGGGGACACGACAUCGGCUCACACCAGCUGUCUGCGCACAGCUGCGCCGAGGGCGACAUCAUACGCUGGAAUGCGCGGGACUGGGAUAUGAAGGAGUGCCAUGCAGUGCCUGACCCCAGCCUGCCGUGUGGUGACAGUUCUCCUGUGACCCCACCCGUGAUCAUGUCCAGCACCAAAAGACAAGAACGUCAGUCUACCGAGGAGGUAUCCAGCCUUCCUCCAGAUGUCGCCGAGACAUCCGUACCUGUCUCCACCCAUAUGACCCUGACCAGCUCCGUGGGACAUGAGUCCGACAGUUUCUUCAGGGUCAGCCUUAACAUGACCAUCUCUGACAUCCCACUAGACCCCCAGGACAUCAUACAGAACUGGCUGACUGUGACUUUAGAGAAGCACCAGAUGAUGGUUCUGAAUUUGAAAGUCACCAUCCCCAGGCACCAGGAAUGGAUGAAUCCGAAGGUGGGGGAGUUUUCACAGCCUUCAAGCUGCAGCUGUACUUUCCAAGUGCAGGUCACAACACACUCAGACGUGGGUGAAACCAAGAGGCUUCUCCACGAACUCCUGCAGCAAGAAUGCGACCACGGAAUCCUGUGUGCUGAGCUCCAAAGCAUCCAGAUCUCCCUCAUAGAACCUGGGGCGUGUCUAGAGCGCAAGCAACAGACAAGACAUGGUUUCUACGUUUGGCUACAAACUGCUGCUCAGAAAACUGCCACUUUGCCCUGUGAACGUGACCCAAACAAGGCAGCCGUGAGGCUCUGUGCCCUGGAUGCCAUAUCUGAGCGGGCCAAGUGGUCUCCUGCAGAUCUCCGCUCCUGCCCGCUCAUUAUAGAAGCCAUUCCUGACCUUGAGAGUAUCUACAUCUCACCCGAAAAUUCCAUGGAUGUGCUGGAGAUAAUAACAAAUCUGACGCGUGCCCAAACCUCCCUGAGUCCCCCUGACCUGAUCAUCCUGAUCACCAAGCUAGAGGAGAUCGUCGCCAUCGUCCAGGUGACACCGCCUCUGGGCUCGGCCAUCAUCAGCAUCAUCUCCAGCAUCAUGGCUUCCGACAGUGACCUCUCAGCCGUCACUAACAACAUUCUCAAUAUUACAGACAACAUCGGCAACAGCAUGAUCUACAGCGGGGAGCAAUACGACGUGAUAACUCCCAGCCUGGCCGUCUCCCUCCUCAACGUGAACUCCUCUCGGUUCCAGGGUCUCUCCUUCGGGGUCUCGUCCAUCUUGCAGGACAGUGGCCCCGAGAUCUUCCUCAACCAGGAACCUUUCCGAAGCACUGUGGCCUUCAUCUACCUGCCGCAGGCGGUGGGCCGGUAUUUCCCCGAGAACGCUGGGAUUCCCUCCAGAGUCCAGUUUCAUUUCUACGUCAUUUCGGAUCUCUUCACGGACAAGUGGAGCCAGAUGGAGCUGAACACCUACGUCGUGUCUGCCAGUGUCACAAAUGCCACCAUCAAAGACCUGGAGCACCCAAUCUUUGUGACUCUUCAACACCGCAAACCCACCCAGCCCAAGGACAAAGUGCAGUGUGUCUACUGGGAUUUCAGCAAAAAUGACAGGCUGGGUGGAUGGGAGUCCAGUGGGUGCAGAGAAAACCAGAGCAGUGCGACCCAUACCACCUGCUUCUGUAACCACCUCACUCACUUUGGGGUGCUACUGGACGUGUCCAGGACUCCAGUGAGUGAGAUCAAUGAGAAGAUCCUGACUGUCAUCUCCUACCUGGGCUGCGGAGUUUCCUCCAUCUUCCUAGGCAUCAGCGUGCUGACGUACGCGGCCUUUGGGAGGCUUCGGAGAGACUACCCAUCAAAAAUUCUGCUUAACCUGUCAACGGCCCUGCUGGGCUUGAACCUCGUGUUCCUCGUCAACUCCUGGCUGUCGUCCUUCGGCUCUCGGGGCCUCUGCGUCGCCGUGGCAGCCGCCCAGCACUACAGCCUCCUGGCCUCCUUCACCUGGAUGGGUCUGGAGGCCGUUCACAUGUACUUCGCUCUGGUGAAGGUCUUCAACGUCUAUGUUCCCGCCUACAUUCUCAAGUUCUGCAUUCUUGGCUGGGGUCUCCCAUUGGUGAUCGUCAGCUUGGUGUUAGCAGUGAAGAUGGACGCCUAUGGCAGUGCUCUGUAUCAUGAGAAUGUUCAACCCCUGGAUGGAUCUGAGCAGUUCUGCUGGCUGCAGGACGAUGUCGUGUUCUACGUCUCUGUGGUGGCCUAUGUCCUCCUGAUCCUGCUGUGCAACAUCUCAGUGUUCGUGGUGGUCCUGGUCCAGCUUUGCAACAUCCAGCCUCCUGGCAGUCGCACUGGGCUCCUGCAUGACCUACGGGGUGUGACCAGCCUCACCUUCCUGCUGGGCCUCACGUGGAUGAUGGCCUUCUUUACCUGGGGGCCUGCUAAGGUGCCGCUGCUCUACCUCUUUGCGAUCCUGAACAGCUUGCAAGGGUUUUUUAUUUUCGUCUUCUACUGUUUGAUGAAGGAGAGUGUGCAGAAGCAGUGGAGGAUCCACCUCUGUUUCGGCCGCUUCCGACUAGCAGAACACUCAGACUGGAGCCAGACGGUGACCGGCGGUGUGAAGACCAGGCUGCACCCGCUGGUUCAUACUCCCUCGGUGAAGUCUGAGAAAUCGGAUCACUCCAGCUCUACCAGCAGCAGCUCGGGCUCCACCCAGUGUGACCAGCAGCCCGCCUCGCUCAGGAGACUCACUAAAGGAUUGUCUGCAAAGGCUCUGGUGCUGCCACGAGCCCAGUUCCGCUCCUCCCCUCUCUCGUACCCAGAAUGAGGCUCACAAAUAUGCCGUCAAAGGAAGGCGUCUCCACUCACCCUCUGGAAUCACUGCUCCGCCUCGGUCAUGUGCCCAAGGCGUGCUUUCUGUGGACGGUGGAAAUGCACUGAUCACGCCAUGCCUGGGUCCAGAUUAAAGAGCUUAAAACUGCGACUGAAUCACAUCACAGGCCCUCCUGUAGUUAAGCCCAAUUAAUACUUCACCUUUCUGCAUGUCCUUAUGAUCUGUAAAUGUCACCAUCAUCGUUCUCCGGCGGACUGACGUUAAGCCUAGAUUUCGGGCCUAGCAGGCUUUGUGCGUGUCGACUGUUGAUUCCAGUAGGUGGCAGCACUCACUUUCACAGAGCAGAGGUCAAAGAGGGGAGAGUAAAAGAAGAAGAGUAGUUGCAGUUAUGGAAGUAGCUGUGAGGAGGCGCAGAGGUGCCUGCAUAUGCAUAUGUAACUCACACUGAAGGAGCACAACAAUGUAUUCAUAUACCGAAUUUGUGUAAAGAACAUAGAAGAAAGUAAUAGAAUUUCUAUUAGUGGAGAUGGAAAUAUCUGCCAUCUGCUGGUCAGGUGGAUCAUUGCUAUAUGAAUGUGGAGACAGCAGCCGUCCUAUUAGAAUAAUGAUAUGUACACAAGAGUCCGUGCACACAACUGUGUGUGAACCAGAACAGGAAGCAGAAAAGCGAAGUAUGAACUAGGAAGUCAUGUGUCCCGUGAAGGAAAAUUGUCCUUGGUGAAAAUUCCCUGAAUUUGCAAUUGCAAAUGUCUGGUGUGGUUAAAUUCCCAAACCAAAAAGCAGAAGUACUGGAGCAGUCUUGUUAUUUAUAAUCUUUUAUUUAAACUUAAAUAGUGAAAAACUCUUUGCAAUCACCAUAGUGAAACUGAAAUCCAUAGUGUAACUGAAAUGUUAUGU
Molecule: messenger RNA, 4268 nt
Organism: Brienomyrus brachyistius
Lineage: Eukaryota; Metazoa; Chordata; Actinopteri; Osteoglossiformes; Mormyridae
Product: adhesion G-protein coupled receptor G4-like
Exons: 26
Coding region: 39-3365 (1108 amino acids)
Biological process (GO): adenylate cyclase-activating G protein-coupled receptor signaling pathway; cell surface receptor signaling pathway
Cellular component (GO): membrane
Molecular function (GO): G protein-coupled receptor activity
Source: RefSeq, a predicted model, not a curated record